This is a messenger RNA of Symsagittifera roscoffensis, 4306 nucleotides long. RefSeq lists its product as uncharacterized. The record is from RefSeq and is a predicted model, not a curated record. Gene Ontology annotation, biological process: COPII vesicle coat assembly; autophagy; Golgi organization. NCBI's taxonomy places the organism in Eukaryota, Metazoa, Xenacoelomorpha, Acoela, Convolutidae. The transcript has a single exon. Gene Ontology annotation, cellular component: ER to Golgi transport vesicle membrane; endoplasmic reticulum exit site. Bases 25 to 4170 code for a protein of 1381 amino acids.
GCUUAUGCAGUUGCGUUGGUUUUGAUGUCUGAAAAAUUACGAUCAUCUCACGCGGCCAGUUCAGUUUUGCCUGACAAACCCAAAUAUCCGACCAAGACCAACAGCGCUUUCGUUCCGGUGCUUAGCGCAAAUGGUGCUUCUAGCAACCACAAUAGAACUGCGUCGCGAGACAGCACUCCUGUAUCACAGGUGUCCUACCCUGGGUAUGGGCAGCCAAAUGCAGUAGCUUAUAAUCCUCAGCCAAUGCAGUUUCCGCAGUACCCUAUGACUGCUCAGAUGGGAUACCCUCCCCUUCCGGGAAAUAUUGGGAUGCCUGCUCCUUCUGGAAUGACUGGAACUCAUGGAGUUCCUGGAAUGUCAGCAGCUCCUGGAAUGCCUGGAGGUCCUGGAACUCCUCUCAGUUACUAUCAACAUCCUAUGCAGCAACCUCAAAUGUCGCCAUAUUGGCCGAGUUAUCAAACCACGAGCCAACAAGCCUACCCAAUGGCCAAUCAGAGUUAUUAUCAGAAUAAUUCAUACACGAGCCCACAGGUGAAUCAUCAGUCGACAUCAGGUUUCGAACCCAUGAAUUCCUCGACACUAAAUAGACCGCCAAGUGGAAAAUCGAAAACUGGGACGAAUUCUGAUCUUCCAUCGCCUGUUACGAACUCAGGAGCCGGAAAUCCGGGUCCAGAAGCUGGUGAAAAGCAUGGAGUAAAUGAAACUUCAUCAAGAGGCCAUACACCUCUGAUUAAUCCUCCGAUUCCAAAUCAGUUCUCAACUCCGUAUAAUGCGUAUAAUAACAUGCAUGGUAAUUUCGGACAGCCUCAGCAGUAUCCGGCUCAACCGAUGAACUACAAUCCCUAUAUGCCAGCACCUUCGCCGUACUACCCUGGAUACGAUAUGGGUACGAUGCAAAUGUACGACCAGUGGUACAAAAUGUACGCUAAUGCUAUGCGGAACAUGUACUACCCUUAUAUGAAGAAAAGAGAAAAAAGAAGUGAUCGCGAGACGACGUCGGUCACUCGGGAUUCGGUUUAUUCGCCCGCAGAGUCUAGUGCCGUCGGAACAAAUGACGAUGAAGUGCAAUCUCGAGUUGACAACUAUGUAUCGCCGAGCGUAGUGACAAAUGCGUCAGACUCUGGUCGAAAGACGCCAGAAAGGUUUCCAGGUUUGCAUUCUAUAGCCAAGUUUUCCCCUAAUGGGGCCUUUUUGUUUACCGACUUACAAAGUGGCGGUAAAAGUCAUUUAUAUCUGCACACUUUUUCGGUUUCUUCUUCGACGGGAUUUCCGGAGGCUUUGGAGACUUUUCCUGGACCUCUUUAUGGCCAGUCUUGGAAAGCUCCAAAGAGUGAAGUUAAAAGAUACCUUUCGAACCGAUUAAAAGAGUGUCGAAAAAUGAUGAGAAGUUUUGAACCAACAGAUUUUUUCGCUCAACUUGGAGACGUUUUUGACUUCAUGAUUCUUCUGAAGUAUUUGUUGCUCCUGGUUGAUAAUGAUGGCGCGCCGGAUGAAGUUUCAAUCUGUGACAUAUUAACUGAAGAUUUGGACGAGAACGAUAAGUUAGACUUCGAUAGUCCAAAAUCAAUUUCAUUGUCGGAUUUGAACGAAACGAUUUUGACCUCACCGUGUGAUGACAAAAGGGCGGAAAUAAUGACGAAGCUGACCAAAAUGCUCCUAAGAGGAGAAUCAAAAAAGUUUGUCGAACUAGCCGUGCAAGAAAAACUCUGGGGUAUUGCAUUGCGCUUUAGUCAAGUGAUGUGCCCAAGUCUUUUCAACAAAGUUUGCAUCCAGUUUGAUCAGGCAAACGUCGCAAUUAACGAUCCAUUAAAGACAUACAUUAUAGUGAAAACAUGCAAAGAUCUCCAUUUUGUGGAAAAUGAGGCUUUGAGUGUGAAUUGGAAGCAGCAUUUAGCGAUCAUUCUAUCGAAUUGCGUCAACGAAGAAAAAAUGUUUGAAUAUUGCAUGUCAUUGAGCGAUGUUUUGUCUGGUUUGAGGAGACCUUAUGCAUCGCAAUUAUGUAAUCUUCUGGCCAAGUUGGAUUUCGACUGGCCAUCUUAUAAGGUUCCAAAGAAUCUGGUGCUUAUCGGCUUGCCAAUGGAAAAAUCUUUAGCAGCCUCAGUCGGAAAGAAUUUCUUACCAAUGACGUUGACGAUGAUUUACGAACACGCCAUUAAACAAAGUUUUCCGAGCUUCACGAUUCCUUACUUGCAAGUGUGUAAACUGACUCUAGCUCGCAAAUAUCUAGACUGUGGUAAGUUCGAAACAGCUUUCAAGUAUUGCGAAAAUAUUUCAGUAAAUUUGCUCGUAAACGCCAAUAUCGUAGGCCUCGCUUUUAUUGUGCAAUUGACUGAGAUUUCAUUUAUGCUGGCUUUGAAAUUAAGUAAAACGAGGGAUGAAUGGUUUAAAAACCUUUUGGAAUUGUAUCGAAAAAUCACUGGAAUGACAUUGGAUGUGUCUCAAGGCGAAAACGAAGUACAAAAAGUAGCUAGCAAAAGUGUGACGAAUGUCGGAAAAACCGCUGCCUACUCAACUAUUGAAUCGGAUUCGAAUAUCCCCGAACGAAAAUCAAGUUCAUCUUUACAGUAUCCUCGUUUGCAACAGGUUGCUGACCCUGUCAAUUAUACUACAGUAAACAGCAAAGUGCAACAACAACAAGAAAAUCAUAAUUUGAAAUUGCAUGAUAGUUCUAAACCUAGAUCUGAACAAAAUUCCAUAUCGAAUAAAUUCCCAGGACCUAAAGUUCCUGAAGAUGAAAUUGCGGCGACGUCUGUACGACCUUCAUUUGAUCACUUCGAACAAUAUCCAUCAAAUACUGAACAAACUUUCGAUCCGAACACAAAAAGGAACUCAUCCAAUCAGUUUGCUGGUCCUUCUUUUGAUAUGAACAGAAAUCAAAUGUCAGACGAAGUUCAAAUGGCGAACCUUAAAAGACAAACUAGCAGACUGUCAUUAGGAUCCACGGCUUCAUCGCAUACCAACAACCCGCUACGACGACUGGGCUCCAAAGGCAGCGUAACAGAACAAAAUGAUGGAAUGAAUAAUAGUUUCCAAGGUCCGCCUCCCCCGCCCAGCGAACCACCGUUCGGAAACUCAAAUAUCUUCCUCGAGGGUAUCCCGUCAAUGAACCAGAACGACUUCAACUACGAAAGUCAGAACCCAGCUGCGAAUUUUUCUAGUUCGUACCCCAGUAACGUCAACAGUAAUUUCUACCAGGAAGAUACGGCUACAACUAACUACUCUUCGCGUGGUUAUCUCGAAGAAGCGAAUUUGCGAAGAAACUCAGGAGCUCACUCGCAGUUUGACUACGACGACGAAGAAUCGGAAGAAGAGAGUUCGGAUAACCAAGACGAACGAGAGGAAGACGACGGGUUAGUGACAACUCACAGUAGUAGCGGUUGGUCUUCGGAAGUCAGAUCAUCAAGCACAUUUGUCGGUUCUGGUAACCAGGCUUCGACUUACAAUCACCAGACUUCGGGAUUCUCGAGUUCUCCAAGGUAUGAAACGGCUCCGAACCAAAUGCAGGGUGGCAAUUUGACUUCUCAUAGCGCUGUUAUUAGCUCUUCAAAUAGCCAGAAGGAACCACAAGAAAGUGCACCGCCUCCCCCGUUUUCUCUAUCGUACACUCAGAAUGCAAUGCCACCUUCUCAACCAGCUGCGCCGAAUCCAUUCUCAAGAAGUGGACUUAGUGGAAAUAGAUCAAGUCAGUACCAACAAUACCCAAAUGCGUUCAAGGUCGCAGAAGCUUCUAAGAUUCUGCCGCCGCCAGCGAUGCCAACUCCUCACCAUAUGUAUGAACCAACAUCAGCAGGCGCAGAAACACAACCUCAGAUGCCUCAGUAUCGAGAGCCUCAGCAAGGUGAUUGGAACACUGAAAAUAGGUACGCACAAGAAAGCAAUCAACACGCCUCGAAAGAAAACGUCGAAAAUAUUGGCUAUCAAACUGGCCUCAGAGGCUUUGAGCCUCCGUUUUCAAAUGGAAAUCAAAGUGUUAGCAACUCGAACCAAUCAGAUGUAAUGAGUAUAGGUCAAGAAAAAUCUUAUGGGGCGCCUCCAAUUGCUGAAAGUAAUGAUGAAAGUGAACCGCCAGUGAUGCCGACAUUUUUCAACCCCGCAAAGUUCAAAUCUGUGGCAUCAAUGGGACCCCCAGUUUUUCCGUCAAUAACUUCAGGGAAAGGGGCAAAAAAGUAAAAUGGUAUUCAUUUUGGUGCUUUAAUUAUGGUCGAUUCAAAUGUUUAUGUGAUUUAAUUUUAUAUUAGAUAUCAUUCGCUUGAGGUGUUUAAUUGUUGGAUUUAAGGAAUAAUUAAUGUUAUAUAUGUUUGGAAAU